This is a messenger RNA of Camelus dromedarius (Arabian camel), 1391 nucleotides long. RefSeq names its product centrosomal protein 43 (gene CEP43). Gene Ontology annotation, cellular component: centrosome. NCBI's taxonomy places the organism in Eukaryota, Metazoa, Chordata, Mammalia, Artiodactyla, Camelidae. The transcript is spliced from 13 exons. The record is from RefSeq and is a predicted model, not a curated record. The coding region runs from base 52 to 1251 and encodes 399 amino acids. Gene Ontology annotation, biological process: microtubule anchoring. Gene Ontology annotation, molecular function: protein binding.
GACGCCCGUCGGCCAUUGGCGCGGCUUGGGCGGUUGUCUUGGAGAAGCAAGAUGGCGGCGACGGCGGCCGCGGUGGUGGCGGAGGAGGACACGGAGCUGCGGGACCUGCUGGUGCAGACGCUGGAGAAUAGCGGGGUCCUGAACCGCAUCAAGGCUGAACUCCGAGCAGCUGUGUUUUUAGCACUAGAGGAGCAAGAAAAAGUAGAGAACAAGACUCCUUUAGUCAACGAGAGCCUGAAAAAGUUUCUGAAUACAAAAGAUGGCCGGCUGGUGGCUAGUCUCGUUGCUGAAUUUCUUCAGUUUUUCAAUCUUGACUUUACCCUGGCUGUUUUUCAACCUGAAACUAGCACAUUUCAAGGUCUUGAAGGUCGAGAGAAUUUAGCCCGAGAUUUAGGUAUUAUUGAAGCAGAAGGUACUGUGGGUGGACCCUUAUUAUUAGAAGUGAUCAGACGCUGUCAGCAGAAAGAAAAAGGGCCAGCCACUGGGGAGGGUGCGCUGGAUCUGUCUGAUGUACACUCUCCACCACAGUCACCAGAAGGAAAAGCCAGCAUGCACACCCCCCCCAGUAAGAUACCAAGGUAUAAAGGACAAGGUAAGAAGAAGACAAGCGGGCGGAAGGCUGGCGCCAAGAAGGCCAGCAGUGAUGCUAGUCAGAGCGACACAAGCAUCUCCUCGUCAGAGCCAAAGAGCAAAAGCAGUCUUCACUUCCUGGCCCAUGAAGCAAGAGUUGGGUCUUUGUUAAGCAGCAAAAGUCUAGAUGCCAAGGACAAAGCUGGUCUUUGUCCAGAUGAGGAUGAUAUGGAAGGAGAUUCUUUCUUUGAUGAUCCCAUUCCUAAACCAGAAAAAACUUACGGUUGGAGAAGUGAGCCUAGUAAGCAAGUAGGAAGUCUGGCAUCGCUCUCUGACGCUCCCCCCUUAAAAAGUGGACUCAGCUCCCUUACUGGAGCCCCCUCGUUGAAAGAUCCUGAAAGUAAAAGGGGAAGUACAAUUUUGAAAGAUCUUAAAUUGGUCAAUGAUAAGAUUGGAUCACUUGGAUUAGGGACUGGAGAAGAAGAUGACUAUGUUGAUGAUUUUAAUAGUACCAGCCAUCGUUCAGAAAAAAGUGAGCUAAGUAUUGGUGAAGAGAUUGAGGAAGACCUGUCUGUGGAGACAGACGACGUCAAUACCAGCGAUAAGCUUGAUGACCUGACACAGGACCUGACUGUGUCCCAGCUCAGUGACGUUGCAGAUUAUCUGGAAGAUGUUGCAUAGACAUGAGUGAAGGAACUUCUGAUCAGCAAAGGACAGAGGACCCUGAUCAGUUCCUUUUUUUCCCCAGUCACUCUUUGCUGGAAUGUCUGCUCCCUAUUGGUGCCUUGUGUUUCAAAAAGACUAUAGAUAUUUUUAAAAAU